AAUAGGACAGAAUAGAAAUCAAGAAUAAUAAAAUUGCAGUGGAGGUUUUAUUUUUUAAUUACAAAUAUUCACGUUUUUUAGGUACUUGUUACAUAAAUAUUUAAACAUUUAUCAUUAAAAAAACCUUAAUUGCAAUUUUAUUAUUCUUGAUUUCCAUUUUUCAUCAUCUAAAAUUACUUCUUAAACUUCCUCCUAUCUGUGCCAAAUAUCCUAUAUACUAACAUGUUAAAAUAUGCUUGACACACAUUAUUUAUACAGAAGUGUAAUUUUUUAGUCUUUAAAAUUUAAAUAAGUUUUAUACGUAUUGUAAUAUUUUCUCUAAAAAAAACUUUCUCAUUAUUCAAAUUUUAAAUCGAUAGUUUUGUAUUUACUUUUGUAAAUAUCUUUCUAAUAAACGCAGCAUAAAAUACAUAUAUUGCUAUCAUAUUUAUAAAAUUUUAAUCAAUUCCGCUUAAUUCCAAUUUAAUGCAGUUUAAUAAAUUCGAGAUUUUGUUUAAUGAGACUGUUAUUUACAAUGAGAUAAAUAAAUUUUGAAUGAUAUAUUUUAAGCAAAUUUCUCUUGUUUGUAUUUUGAAAGUUUGAUCUUAUUAUUUAUUUACUUUAAUUUGUUUAAGUUCUUCGUAUUUUUCAUUGAAUUGUUGCGUAUUAGUAGUUUAUUGAAAUUUUUAAAAUAUAAGACAAGCAUCUUUUGUUAUUUCAAACCGUUUAAAACGCAAAUAGUCAAGACAGGUCUAUGUUACACCAAAAUAUUGCUUUUGAUUUCAAUUUUACUUACACGUAGAAUUUGCUUUACACAAAAUUGCUUUAUGCAAAAUUAUGCAUAACGAGCCGAUGAAAUCAGUAGGGCCGUCCAAGCAUAUAAUUUGUCUUCUGUGUUAUUCGACAGAGAGCAAAAAUGGAGAUUAUGGAAGAUGGGAAUUUGGUCGAUCGCGUAAGAAUUUUGUUACAACGGGACAUGCAAUAUUACCAGGAGAUGCAAACCGUUCUGAGGGAGCCCCUCUGCAUACGGAUCAGCGGCGGAAAGCUCGAUUUUCCACGGCACGCCUCGUUUGCCGCGAUUAAGAUCGUCACGUGGUGGGAAGCGGACUUCGUGGCCGCUUUUAAGCGCGCUUCCGGUUUGAGCUCCACCGGGAACGGAGGCGCGUCCAGCGUCGACAGCGAGGACGGUGUCAUUAAACAGAUCAAGCCGUCCGAUUUUAUCCUGCUUGUUGUCGACACUGCCGAGCAACUGCUAGAACAUCUGCACAUGUUGAUCCAGGAAUCCUUGGAUCACGCCGAUCUCACUGUACUCACCGCCACUUUGGGCGCAGCAGCAUUAAUACGUAAUUGUUUGUGGUGUUACUAUCAGCACGCAAAAGGAACAAUCUCUUCUCAAUCAAGCGAAAAGAUCAAUAAGUCUCACAAAGCAUUCCACGAAAUGGCCGAAGCUGUGGCAGAGAGACUGCUCGAUCUGCAUUGUCGAUUAAUUUCCUUGUACAUUCUCAAUGAGGCGGACUCUCUCAGCUGGCACAGCGACAAGCCGUUCUUCGAAAGGGAGCGAUGCUCCUACGUUAUACAAAUGUGGUGGCUGUAUAUGCAAGGUACUAAGGCAGAUUUAUGGAACACGGUCUCGCCUAAGAUGGCACAGCGCGUAUUUUCAGAGAUGCUAAAUGAGUCCCUGUCUAUCAUAACUACGCGAUUCAUUCACGGACGACCGACGCUGGCGCGGUCCGAACAAUUUUGGUCGGACGCCUUUAACGUGCUCUGCUGCACGGGCUAUCUCGCUUUGGGCGCGUGUGUCGACAGCGACGGGAUGAUCGGCGCACGUCCGAGUAAUUUGCCGACAGCGAUAAGAGAUGUACACGCAAAAUGUAACGAACUGUUAAUCUGCUUGCUGCUCAGAGGCACUCCUCUCAAAGAAUUGUAUCAGAUCUUCCGACACGGAUUAGAAAAUCUGGCAAUAUUGCGGCCUCGACGCGGUCCAGCACCUUGGCUGUUGAUAUGCGCUCCAAAUUUAUUAGGAUUAGACGCGAUUAAUUCUCCUGCCGAUAUUGUAACUUUACCCGAGGAUAAAGCUGUCAUUCUCGAGUUGAACAUUCUGAGGCAUCAGCCUCAACCUAACUGGCCUCAGUUGAUGAAGGUGAUAUCGAUGAGCAAUUACGUCGUGGCGAGGAUGCUGCUGAAGACUCUGGUACGGCAAAACGUGGGCGUUACCUGCGUGGACGACAGUGACGCAGCCGACAAGUCGAAGAGAGACGAAAGAAGUUGCAGCGGUUUUCUGUGCAGCGGAUCGGCGUGCGAUAAAACGCUUAAAAUAACUUCGGAUCUAACACUAUACAGCUUAUUUCACGCAUUGGUGGUAACUGUUAACGAGCCGGAGCACGUAAUUAUACCGGCGCUGAAGCAGGAUCCGGACUGGUCCAAUUAUUUGGACAGACAGCAGGUCUGGAAUCAAUCGCGACCACCUUGGCUGAAUGCGCUGGUAAAACCGCUGAAGAUCAUGAUGCAACCGGUGGCUGAAGUGCUUUUAGAAGCCGCGAAAACAGGUGCCAGCAUAUAUCAGGCCAUGUCCCUUGCGAUCGGCUGCUUCGCCGAGUUGUACGUGACCGCCCCGACUCCGGUUUUACGUGCCGCGUUCGCGUUGAACGACAACAUUCCCGCGCACUGUCGGCCGAUCGGCGGCAACGUGUUGCUCCAGGUAUUAUGUGCCGCACUGUAUUCCACCCUCUUGGACGUGUCCACGAAGGGCAGGAACGACGUCCAUGGUACGCCGGGUUCCGAGGACACGUGCUGCGAGCUGAGCCCCUUCAAUCCGUAUAACCGAUCUACCGCCGCGACGGCGCUCGCCGAAGCGAUUUGCAGCAUCGACGAGGACAAUAAGCACACGUCGCAGAUAGACUCCUUCCUGCUUCUUGUAAAGGACAGUCUCGGAAAAGAAGAUCAGAAUCCGAGAAACAGCGAAUUACAGAACAUGACUUGCGUCAUCGAGACUUACACGGACGAAUUGUUGUUCACGAAUAUCGGGCGACGUUCCUUGAAAAUCGCAUACGAGUACCUAGUUCGAGCGUCCGACUGGGUAUUGAGUAACUUGCGUCGCGGCGAGGAGAGCAGGCAGGUAGAUUUGACCAAUCUGCCGGAAGUCUCGCCCAUCGUGAAACCCCUCACACACAUAAUGUUUCACAUCGAGGACACGCGCUUCGAUCAAUUUAUGGUUAAUUACGAGGCAACGAACUGGCCGAGGAUAUUGACGAUGCCUCUGUCGAUCACUUUGGAGCGCGUACGAAGUCAAGUUCUUCUAAGACCGGAAUUCAAGAACCUCGGGGACCUGAGCCACGAGGAUAAAGAAGUGGCGCAAUCCAUCAAGAGGAUUUGCUCGUUCGUCAGGUCAACACGUUUUAAAUAAGUAAUUUUGCACACACGCGUAUAGCAGUUAAGUAAUAUCUCUCCUGCAAGUUAUUCGAUAAACUUGAAUUUUAAUUCCACGAAAUAUACACGUUUACUUCAAUAAAAUGACAGAUCCUCGAAAUGUUA
Molecule: messenger RNA, 3510 nt
Organism: Wasmannia auropunctata (little fire ant)
Lineage: Eukaryota; Metazoa; Arthropoda; Insecta; Hymenoptera; Formicidae
Exons: 13
Coding region: 896-3382 (828 amino acids)
Source: RefSeq, a predicted model, not a curated record